Molecule: messenger RNA, 1116 nt
Organism: Rotaria sp. Silwood2
Lineage: Eukaryota; Metazoa; Rotifera; Eurotatoria; Philodinida; Philodinidae
Source: the annotation of a GenBank genome assembly
AUGUCGCAUCAAUAUUUCGACCAUUUGUAUGAACGACCUCGUCAUCGUGUAACCAUUCAAUCCCAUCAACCAUCAAAUAGUUCAUCUCGACGAAAUGGACCUCCAACAUCAAGAGAUUUUGCUUUUCAAUCUACCUUUCAACCUAAUCGAGAGAGAAAUCCUCCGCUACCUCCACCUCAUCAUCAUUAUUAUGGAGAAUAUUCUGAGUUUGAUGGAUAUCCAAAUACGACAAGAUCAUCAUCUAAUCAGAUGAACAACUCAUCGAAGGAUCAAACACAUCGACGAUAUCGAUUAGAAGCUCCGUCUACUCAUUCUCAUGUACGACAUCCUCAAGCAUAUCAUGAUGAUCGUCAUUAUUUAAAAAAUCAACAACCAUCAACAAACCAUUCCUCGACCUCCCAAUCAUCUCGUUAUGAUCUAGAUUAUCCAAGAUAUGAAAGAAAUUCUGAUCAAAAUGCUCGAAGACAUCAUCGAGAAGAAACUUAUCCCCUCCAAUCCAAUCUGCUACAUUCAAAUUAUCGAUCGGUAGACCUUCCAUCAGCACGUCAACAUUCGAAUCCCGUUCGAUCUCUUGAUAAUCCUUCAUCUUCCUCGCGUACUGUUCCAAUCCAUCGAUCUUCUCGUCCUCAAAUGCCAUUUUCUCCACGACCAUCUAUGCCAGUGCAACUUCAUGAUCCGACUUCUCUUCUAACUCAUUUCCUUCAAAAUUUUUUUGGCGGCCGUACUUCAUCAUUCGAUGAUGAUGAUGAUGAUGAUAACUCAUCUUUAGCUCCUAUUGAUAUGAUUGCUUUUGCAUGGAUAAUGCAAAGACCUGAUGUUCUUGCUGGUCCUACUGCUCUUCAUAUUCAAUUUGGUGAUCUAUUCGAUUUACUUGGUCAUGAUGAAACACCUUCCGUUGGUCUAUCCGACAGUGACAUUGAACGUAUACCAACGAUGCGCUAUCGAAAAACAAGGAAAUCGAAGUCCACUGAUGAUAAAUGUGCAAUUUGUUUAAGUAAAUAUAAAACCGAUGAAACUGUGAAACGUUUGCGAUGUGAACAUUUCUUUCAUCCUGAAUGUAUCGAUCCAUGGUUAAAGGUAUUCGAUGAAGAAAUUCUUUUUUAUAGUGGAGUUUGA